Molecule: messenger RNA, 2027 nt
Organism: Bombina bombina (fire-bellied toad)
Lineage: Eukaryota; Metazoa; Chordata; Amphibia; Anura; Bombinatoridae
Product: serum albumin
Exons: 15
Coding region: 40-1863 (607 amino acids)
Biological process (GO): transport
Cellular component (GO): cytoplasm; blood microparticle
Source: RefSeq, a predicted model, not a curated record
UAGGCUUCUAAGAGGUCCUCUCCCAAAACAUCUGCAGCCAUGAAGUGGAUAAUCCUAACUGCCUUGCUAAUUAUUUCCACUGAAUCAAAAAAUCUAUACAAAAGAGAUUCAGAGCCUCAUAUCAGGUUCCUUGGGGAAGUUUACAAGAAGGUGGAUACCAUAGACUUCCGAGGGCUAGUACUAAUAACGUUCGCUCAGCACCUCCAGAAAUGUCCAUUUGAGGAACUUGCAAAACAGGUGGAGCAGAUCACAACUCUAGCACAGGCCUGCGCUUCGGGUGCCAGACAUGCAGACUGUGCAACACCACUGACAACCUUGUUCCUGAACCGUAUUUGUGCAGUCCCAGAACUAGGUGCAACAUAUGAAUGGAGCACAGAAUGUUGUGCAAAAUCUGAUCCUGAGAGACACCAGUGUUUUAGGGCUCACAGAAACCCUGCCCCAGGAACUCAUUAUAAGAGACCAGAACCUGAAGAACUUUGCGAGUCUUACAAAAAGAAUAAAGAAGAUGUUCUGGCACAUUAUAUCUAUGAAGUAGCUAGAGGACACCCAGUACUCUAUUCACCAGCAAUUCUGGGAUUUGCUUACCAAUUUAACGGUAUAUGCGCACAUUGCUGUGAAGAGGAAGACAAAGCAACAUGCUUCAAAGAUAGGAUGACACAACUUAAACAAGCACUACAUAUAGUUGAAGCUCAGCAGAAAGAGUCCUGUCGAAUUCUGGACAAUUUUGGAGUUCGAGUUCUCCAGGCUUUUAAACUGGUUAAAAUAAGCAAAAAGAAUCCCAAAGCAACAUUUGAAACAGUACAAAAACUAACAAGUGAAGUUACACAUUUGAAUGAGGACUGCUGCCAUGGAGAUAUGCUGGAGUGUAUGAUUGAAAGGAUGGAGCUCACUGAACACACAUGUGAACACCAUGAAGAUAUAUCAACCAAAUUAAAAACCUGCUGUGAAAAGCCCCUCAUCGAACGUACAAGCUGCAUUGUCAACCUGGAAAAUGAUGAUAUUCCAGAGGAUCUACCCAAGAAAGUGACAAAAUUUGUUGAGGACCCUGAGGUUUGCAAAUUAUUUGCUGCUAAAAAGGAUGUCUUCUUGGCAGAAUUUCUGUAUGAAUAUGCAAGAAGACACCCUGAGUUAUCUGAUCAGCUGCUCCUGAGAAUAGCCAAAGGAUAUGAAGAACAAUGUGAAAAAUGCUGUGAACUUGAAAACUUUCUUGGAUGCCUUAAGGACGGGGAACACGUACUAGCAGAGGCAAUCCAGGAAAGCACUGCAUUGGUGGAAAAGAACUGUGAAGUCCAGCACAAAUUGGGAGAAUAUUUGUUCCAAAAUGUGCUGCUGAUACGCUACACCAAGAAGAUGCUGCCAGUAACAACCCAAAGUUUAAUUCAUAUCACAAAGCACAUGACAGAGGUUGGCAACAAAUGCUGCGCACUACCGAAUACACAGAAGAUGCCAUGUGCUGAAGGAGGAUUAAGUUUGAUCAUUGGAGAAUUCUGUGAAAUGGAGAAAACUCACCCCAUCAAUGACCAUGUUAAAAACUGCUGCUGGAAAUCCUAUUCUAAUAGAAGAAACUGCUUUACUAAUCUGGGACCUGAUGACUCCUAUGUACCUCCAGAAAUAACUGAUGAUACUUUCCACUUUACUGAAGACUUGUGUACACUCCCUGAAGAAGAGCUUAACAUUAAGAAACAGGGAUUCAUUGUAACACUUGUGAAGGUGAAGCCUCAUGUGACUGAUGAGUUAUAUGGUCAAAUUGCUGUAGAAUUCACAAAAAUGAGAGAAAAGUGUUGUGCCGCAGAGGACCACCAGGCAUGCUUUAAUACAGAGGAACCAAUUCUGAUUGAACAUUGUAAACAACUGGCUGCAUAAACAUAAUCUUAAUGAAUUGAUACAGUAACUCAUCUGGAACAAGAUUGAUGAAGGACAUUGAAUCAUAAACAAGAUGAAGAAAAUAAAGUUACUUUUUACCAACAAAAAUGUUAAUGUCCUGGAGUUUUUAACUCUUUGUAACAAUAAAUUAAACUUUCAAAGUA